Messenger RNA from Pyricularia grisea, 615 nucleotides. RefSeq lists its product as uncharacterized. The transcript has 3 exons. The coding region runs from base 1 to 615 and encodes 204 amino acids. The record is from RefSeq and is a predicted model, not a curated record. Lineage: Eukaryota; Fungi; Ascomycota; Sordariomycetes; Magnaporthales; Pyriculariaceae.
AUGGGAGGCCUUGAACACGUCGAAGACAUAUUGUCGACUUGGACCUAUCUCUCAAUGAAGAUCCGGGUCCCGUUUCCUCCGAGAGUUUUGGUUCUGUGCAAGGAAACAGACAGCAUAUUUAAGCCCGAAGCUUUGGAGGCUCGCAUUCACAAGGAACAACCGUGUUCCAACGACGCUAAGGUCACACAUAUCCGAGUUCUUAGCAGAACGCAGGCUCUAAUAGACGAGGAGCCAACAACAUAUAUCGACCGGGCUCUGAUCAUUGCAUCCGCCCUGCAAAUCAAUGCGUACCCGCCAGGGGUGCAUUUUUUUCCUCCGGAGCAAACAUUUGACGAACUUUACGAUGGGUGGAUUGAUGAAAAAUCGACUUUCGGGACCCUAAAUGCUCGCGUUCGCUCCACUUUUGUUACUUUGGCCACCAAAAGACGCCAGCUGGUUGAAGAGCAGAACAUACGAUGGUAUCAUCCUCCCGCGCUCACAUCGAUCUUCUUCAACGUUUCAAGGCUGUUUGGGCAGCAUUUGAAGGCAGUAUCACCUGCUUUGUUUGCUUUGCCCAGACGGCGGACCGAAGCCUCAGUUGCGGCCAUCGGCUAUGCGAUCCCUGCGUCGUCUUAA